UAGGAAAGGAUGUCUGGAGGCGAGGCGUCCCAUUACAGAGGAAGGAGCUGCUAUAUAAGCCAGCCAAAGCUGGCUGCGCUGGUCGCAGCCUGCCUACUGUCACACGCUGUCCCGCGAGCCGAGCACAGACACGCACCGGCCGGCCUCUCUUCCGCACAAAGACUGCGCGGCUGGGGGUGACGCUGGGGGCAGCGCAUGUGGGAGCCCCGCGGCUCACAGCCAGGUACUCCAUGCAGCCGGUUCAUUCAAGGAUCUAGGUCCUUCCCAACUCCGGAAAGAAAUAAAACCUGCUGCCCACCCCAGCCAGCUUUCUGCCUUGUCCUUCAAUAUGGUAAGCCCAACUGAGAGCUGGGGAGAGGAAUUUCAGGUUCAGCACUAAAGAAAUCUCUGGGAAGUUUGCUGGCUUCGUGUGCAUCUGAGCCCACUGCCGUAGAUGUGAUUGUGCUUUGACCAUACGUGUUUCAGAAGAGAAUUCCUUCAGGAAUAUCAGGAUCACACUCAUCUGGAUUCUCCUCUGUGCUUCCACAUCUGCACUCCUGCCUGAGACCGAGACACCCUAGGAGUGAGAGCGCAGAAACGCCCCAGCCAGACCCACCUCCGCCAUGGAGGCUGUGACCCGGCUGUUGGCGGGCAUCCUCCUAGCCUCGCUCACCCUCACUACCGAAGGUGGGGUCCUCAAGAAAGUCAUCCGGCACAAGCGACAGAGUGGGGUCAAUGUCACUCUGCCGGAGGACCAGCAGCCGGUGGUGUUUAACCACAUCUACAACAUUAAGCUGCCCAUCGGGUCCCAGUGCUCCGUGGAUCUGGAAUCAGCCAGUGGGGAGAAGGACCUGGCGCCGCCAUCAGAGCCCAGCGAGAGCUUCCAGGAGCACACGGGCGACGGGGAAAACCAGAUCGUCUUCACACACCGCAUCAACAUCCCCCGCCGGGCCUGUGGUUGUGCUGCAGCUCCUGACAUCAAGGAGCUUCUGAGCAGACUGGAGGAUCUGGAGAAUCUGGUGUCUUCCCUGCGGGAGCAGUGCACCACAGGAGCCGGCUGUUGUCUCCAGCCCGCCGAAGGCCGCCUGGACACCAGGCCCUUCUGCAGCGGUCGUGGGAACUUCAGCGCGGAAGGAUGCGGCUGUGUGUGCGAACCCGGCUGGAAAGGCCCCAACUGCUCGGAGCCCGAAUGUCCUGGCAACUGUCACCUGCGAGGCCAGUGCCUGGAUGGGCAGUGUGUCUGCGACGAGGGCUUCACGGGGGAGGGCUGCGGCCAGCUGGCCUGCCCCGGCGACUGCAACGACCAGGGCAAGUGCGUGAGCGGGGUCUGUGUGUGUUUCGAAGGCUACACGGGGGCCGACUGCAGCCGGGAGGUGUGCCCGGCGGCUUGCAGCGAGGAGCACGGUAGGUGUGUGGACGGCCGCUGCGUGUGCCAGGACGGCUUCGCGGGCGAGGACUGCGCCGAGCCGCUGUGCCUCAACAACUGCCACGGCCGCGGGCGGUGCGUGGAGAACGAGUGUGUGUGCGAUGCAGGCUUCACGGGCGACGACUGUGGCGAGCUCAUCUGCCCCAACGACUGCUUCGACCGCGGCCGCUGCGUCAACGGCACCUGCUACUGCGAGCAGGGCUUCACGGGCGAAGACUGCGGCGAGCUCAGCUGCCCGAACGCCUGCUCCGGCCACGGCCGCUGCCAGCAGGGCCAGUGCGUGUGCGAGCCGGCCUUCGCUGGGCCCGACUGCAGCGAGAAGAGGUGUCCCGCCGACUGCCACCAGCACGGCCGCUGCGUGGACGGGCGGUGUGAGUGCGACGCCGGCUUCGCGGGAGCCGACUGCGGCGAGCUCCAGUGUCCCAACGGCUGCAGCGGCCACGGCCGCUGUGUCAACGGGCAGUGCGUGUGCGACGGGGGCCGCACCGGAGAGGACUGCGGCCAGCUGCGGUGCCCCAACGACUGUCACAGCCGGGGCCGCUGCAUCCAGGGCAAGUGCGAGUGCGAGCCGGGCUUCCAGGGCUACGACUGCAGUGACAUGAGCUGCCCCAGCGACUGCCACCAGCACGGCCGCUGCGUGAACGGCAUGUGCGUCUGUGACGACGGCUACACCGGGGAGGACUGCCGAGACCUGCGCUGCCCCGGGGACUGCAGCAGCCGCGGCCGCUGCGUGGGCGGCCGGUGCGAGUGUGAGCACGGCUUCACCGGCCCCGACUGCGCGGAACUCGCGUGCCCCGGCGACUGCCAUGGUCAAGGCCGCUGUGUGAACGGGCAGUGCGUGUGCCACGAGGGCUUCAUGGGCGCCGCGUGCAAGGAGCGGAGAUGUCCCGGCAACUGUCACGGCCGGGGCCGCUGCGAGGACGGGCAGUGCAUCUGCCAGGAGGGCUUCGCGGGCCCCGACUGCGGGCGGCGCUCCUGCCUCAACGACUGCAGUGGCUGGGGCCAGUGCGUGGAGGGCCGCUGCAUCUGCAGCGAGGGCCACUCCGGGGACGACUGCUCGGAGGUGUCCCCUCCCAAAGACCUCAUCGUGACAGAAGUGACGGAAGAGACCGUAAACCUGGCCUGGGACAACGAGAUGCGGGUCACAGAGUACCUGGUCAUGUACACACCCACCCACGAGCACGGCCUGGAAAUGCAGUUCCGCGUGCCUGGGGACCAGACGUCCACCACCAUCCGGGAGCUGGAGCCUGGUGUGGAGUACUUUAUCCGUGUCUUUGCCAUCCUGGAAAACAAGAAGAGCAUCCCCGUCAGCGCCAGGGUGGCCACGUACUUGCCUGCGCCUGAAGGCCUAAAGUUCAAGUCCAUCAAGGAGACAUCUGUGGAAGUGGAGUGGGAUCCUCUGGACAUCGCUUUUGAAACAUGGGAGAUCAUCUUCCGGAAUAUGAAUAAAGAGGAUGAGGGAGAGAUCACCAAAAGCCUGAGGAGGCCAGAGACCACAUACCGGCAGACUGGCCUUGCUCCUGGGCAAGAAUAUGAGAUCUCGCUGCACAUCGUGAAAAACAAUACCCGCGGCCCGGGCCUGAAGAGGGUGACCACCACCCGCUUGGACGCCCCCAGCCAGAUCGAGGUGAAAGAUGUCACGGACACCACGGCCCUGAUCACUUGGUUCAAGCCCCUGGCCGAGAUUGAUGGCAUUGAGCUCUCCUAUGGAAUCAAAGACGUGCCCGGCGACCGCACCACCAUCGAUCUCACACAUGAUGAGAACCAGUACUCCAUUGGGAACCUGAAGCCGGACACCGAGUAUGAGGUGUCCCUCAUCUCCCGCAGGGGUGACAUGUCCAGCAACCCAGCCAAGGAGACCUUCACAACGGGCCUGGAUGCUCCUAGGAAUCUCCGUCGCAUCUCCCAGACAGACAACAGCAUCACCCUGGAAUGGAAGAACGGCAAGGCGGCCGUUGACAGUUACAGAAUUAAGUAUGCACCCAUCUCUGGAGGUGACCAUGCCGAGGUCGAAGUCCCAAGGAGCCAGCAAGCCACCACCAAAACCACACUCACAGGUCUGAGGCCAGGAACUGAAUAUGGGAUUGGAGUGUCUGCUGUAAAGGCAGACAAGGAGAGCGAUCCAGCCACCAUCAACGCGGCCACAGACAUGGACACACCCAAGGACCUGCGGGUUUCUGAAACCACGGAGACCAACCUGACCCUGCUCUGGAGGAGGCCUUUGGCCAAGUUUGACCAUUACCGCCUCAACUACAGCCUGCCCUCGGGCCAGCCAGUGGAGGUGAAACUUCCGAGAGACACCACCUCCUAUGUCUUGAGAGGCCUGGAACCCGGGAAGGAAUACAGCAUCCUCCUCACCGCGGAGAAGGGAAGGCACAAGAGCAAACCCGCACGAGUAAAGGCAUCCACAGGCCAUGCCCCUGAACUGGAAAACCUCACCGUGACCGAGGCUGGCUGGGAUGGCCUCAAACUCAACUGGACCGCAGCUGACCAGGCCUAUGAGCACUUUGUCAUUCAGGUGCAGGAGGCCCACAGGAUGGAGGCAGCUCAGAACCUCACGGUUCCUGGCAGCCUGCGGGCUGUGGACGUCCCGGGCCUCAAGGCGGCCACCCCCUAUAGAGUCACCAUCUAUGGGGUGAUCCGGGACUAUAGGACACCGGUGCUCUCUGCCGAGGCCUCCACAGGGGAAGCUCCCAGUUUGGGAGAGGUCACGGUGUCCGAGGUGGGCUGGGAUGCCCUCAGACUCAACUGGACUGCUCCGGAAGGAGCCUAUGAACAGUUUUUCAUUCAGGUGCAGGAGACUGACACGGUAGAGGCAGCCCAGAACCUCACAGUCCCAGGGGGACUGAGGUCCGUGGACCUGCCCGGGCUCAAAGCAGCCACUCAUUAUAGCGUCACCAUCCGUGGGGUCACGCAGGACUUCAGCACGCCUCCUCUCUCUGUUGAAGUCUUGACAGAGGAGGUUCCAGAUCUGGGAAACCUCACAGUGACUGCGGUCCACUGGGAUGGCCUCAGUCUGGACUGGACUGCCCCCGAUGGGAUCUGUGAGCAGUUUAUCAUUGAGAUCCAGGAGGCUGACCAGGCCAAGGGAGCUCACAGUCUCACGGUUCCUGGCAGCCUGCGCUCCGUGGACAUCCCAGGCCUCAGGGCCGGAACUCCUUACACGGCCACCCUGCACGGGCAGGUCAGAGGCCGCAGCACUCCACCCCUUGUUGUGGAGGCCGUCACAGAGGAGCUCCCCCAGCUGGGGGACUUAACCGUGACCGAGGCUGGCUGGGAUGGCCUCAAACUCAACUGGACCACAACUGACCAGGCCUAUGAGCACUUUGUCAUUCAGGUGCAGGAGGCCAACUGGGUGGAGGCAGCUCAGAACCUCACGGUUCCCGGCAGCCUGCGGGCUGUGGAUGUCCCGGGCCUCAAGGCUGCCACCCCUUAUAGAGUCACCAUAUACGGGGUGAUCCGGGGCUAUAGGACACCGGUGCUCUCUGCCGAGGCCUCCACAGCCACAGGACCUGAAAUUGGAAACUUAACUGUUUCUGACAUAACUCCUGAGAGCUUCAAUCUCUCCUGGACAGCCACCGAUGGGGCCUUCGAGACCUUUACCAUUGAAAUUGUUGAUUCCAAUAGGUUCUUGGAGACGAUGGAAUAUAAUAUCUCUGGUGCUGAACGAACUGCCCACAUCUCAGGGCUACACCCUAAUAAUCAUUUUGUUAUCUACCUCUCGGGACUUGCUCCCAGCAUCCGGACCCAAGUCAUCAGUGCCACGGCCACCACAGAGCCAGAGCCACAGUUGGGCAUGCUAAUCCUUAGCAAUGUUACUCCUGACAGCUUCAACGUGACCUGGACCGCUCGAGCCGGGCCUUUUGCAAAGAUUGUUGUCAAUGUUAGCGAUUCUCACUCGCUGUAUGAGCCCCAGCAAUUCACGGUCUCAGGAGACACACAGCACGCUCACGUCACGGGCUUGGUGGAGAACACUGGCUAUGACGUUAGUGUGGCAGGGACCACCUGGGCUGGGGACCCCACCAGGCCCCUCACUGCCUUUGUCAUGACAGAGGCCCUGCCCCUUCUGGAAAACCUAACCAUUUCCGACAUUAAUCCCUACGGGUUCACAGUUUCCUGGAUGGCAUCGGAGAAUGCCUUUGACAGCUUCCUAGUAACGGUGGUGGAUUCUGGGAAGCUGCUGGACCCCCAGGAAUUCACACUUUCAGGAACCCAGAGGAAGCUGGAGCUUAGAGGCCUCAUAACUGGCAUUGGCUAUGAGGUUGUGGUCUCUGGUUUCACCCAAGGGCACCAAACCAAGCCCUUGAGGGCUGAGAUUGUUACAGAAGCCGAGCCAGAGGUGGACAACCUUCUGGUUUCAGAUGCCACCCCAGAUGGUUUCCGUCUGUCCUGGACAGCUGAUGAAGGGGUCUUCGACAAUUUUGUUCUCAAAAUCAGAGAUACCAAAAAGCAGUCUGAGCCACUGGAAAUAACCCUGCUUGCCCCCGAACGAACCAGGGACAUAACUGGUCUCAGAGAGGCCACUGAGUAUGAAAUUGAACUCUAUGGAAUAAGCAGUGGAAGGCGAUCCCAACCAGUCCGAGCCCUAGCAACCACAGCCAUGGGCUCUCCAAAGGAGAUCAGUUUCUCAGACAUCACUGAAGAUUCGGCCACUGUCAGCUGGAUGGCGCCCUCUGCCCAGGUGGAGAGCUUCCGGAUUACCUACGUGCCCAUUGCAGGAGGAACACCGUCAGUGGUAACUGUGGAUGGAACCAAGACUCAGUCCAGGCUGGUGAGGCUCUUACCUGGAGCAGAGUACCUUGUCAACGUCAUCGCCAUGAAGGGCUUCGAGGAAAGCGAACCAGUCUCAGGCUCAUUCAGCACAGCUCUGGAUGGCCCAUCUGGCCUGGUGACAGCCAACAUCAGCGACACAGAAGCCUUGGCCAUGUGGCAGCCAGCCAUUGCCCCCGUGGAUAGUUAUGUCAUCUCCUACACAGGGGAGAAAGUGCCAGAAAUCACACGCACAGUGUCCGGGAACACGGUGGAAUAUGCUCUGACCAACCUUGAGCCUGCCACGGAGUACACACUGAGGAUCUUUGCAGAGAAAGGACCCCAGAAGAGCUCAGUCAUCACUACCAAGUUCACAACAGACCUUGAUUCUCCAAGAGACUUGACUGCUACUGAGGUUCAGUCAGAAACUGCCCUCCUCACCUGGAGACCCCCCCGGGCAUCUGUCACCGGCUACCUAUUGGUGUAUGAAUCCAUCGAUGGUACAGUCAAGGAAGUCAUUCUGGGUCCAGAAACCACCUCCUAUAGCCUGGCGGAGCUGAGCCCCUCCACCCACUACACGGCCAAGAUCCAGGCAUUGAAUGGGCCCCUGAGGAGCAAGCUGGUCCAGACAGUCUUUACCACAAUUGGACUCCUGUACCCAUUCCCCAGGGACUGCUCCCAAGCAAUGCUGAACGGAGACACAGCCUCUGGCCUCUACACCAUUUACCUGAAUGGUGAUAAGACCCAGGCUCUGGAAGUCUUCUGCGACAUGACCUCUGAUGGGGGUGGAUGGAUCGUGUUCCUGAGACGCAAGAAUGGACGUGAAGAUUUCUAUCGCAACUGGAAAGCCUAUGCUGCUGGGUUUGGGGACCGCAGAGAAGAAUUCUGGCUUGGGCUGGACAACCUGCACAAAAUCACAGCGCAAGGGCAGUACGAGCUCCGGGUGGACCUGCGCGACCACGGGAAGACCGCGUAUGCCGUCUAUGACAAGUUCAGCGUGGGGGACGCCAAGACCCGCUACAAGCUGAAGGUGGAGGGUUACAGCGGGACCGCAGGUGACUCCAUGGCUUACCACAAUGGCAGAUCCUUCUCCACCUUCGAUAAGGACACGGACUCAGCCAUCACCAACUGCGCCCUGUCCUACAAGGGGGCUUUCUGGUACAAGAACUGUCAUCGUGUCAACCUGAUGGGGAGGUAUGGGGACAACAACCACAGUCAGGGCGUUAACUGGUUCCAUUGGAAGGGCCACGAAUAUUCCAUCCAGUUUGCUGAGAUGAAGUUGAGACCCAGCAACUUCCGAAAUCUCGAAGGCAGGCGCAAGCGAGCAUAAAUUCCAGGAACGACUAACUGGGUGGGAGAGGAGUAGGGCCCAGAGGAAGAAGCAGAUUUUACCAAAGUCUCAGUACAAACCCAUCCAACCAUCAAGCCACACCCGGGCAUUUGGCAGGAGCUAAAGCUGACCGUGGACCAUCAGGCCGAUGGCAGGAGCGCUGGCCCCACCUACUCUGCGAGUACUUCCUUCGCACCAAAGACAACAGUCUCCACAGAUGUCUGCUUGUUGUUUGAAUCAGCACACAUCUUCCAGUGAUGGUAUCACGGUGGUUGUCCUUCUCUUGGGUGGCUCUGGGAAUGGGAGAGGGGUAGGCUGUACAGUGGUAGUUUGUGUUAGAACCAGCUGUAUUUUA
Molecule: messenger RNA, 7839 nt
Organism: Zalophus californianus (California sea lion)
Lineage: Eukaryota; Metazoa; Chordata; Mammalia; Carnivora; Otariidae
Gene: TNC
Product: tenascin C
Exons: 30
Coding region: 603-7484 (2293 amino acids)
Molecular function (GO): protein binding
Source: RefSeq, a predicted model, not a curated record